CGCCUGCACACAGCGGCUCGGAGGGAGGAGGAAAGCCACUCGUCUCAGACCAGCCUCGGGAGCCAAGCCAGAUCUGCCAGUGAGCCUCAGGCUUUGUGAACUGAAGAGCUUGCUGUGAUUUUGAGGAAGGCAUAUGGUGUUGCACUUGGCAGAGAAACCUGACAAAAAGAAGGGGAGAAAAGUGUGUCUGAAAAACCCACCCAGCAUUCCAAUGGCCAGCAACAACACCGCCAGCAUAGCUCAAGCCAGGAAACUGGUAGAACAGCUGAAGAUGGAAGCCAACAUCGAUAGGAUAAAGGUGUCCAAGGCAGCUGCAGACUUGAUGGCCUACUGUGAAGCGCAUGCCAAGGAAGAUCCCCUCCUGACGCCUGUUCCGGCUUCAGAGAACCCAUUUAGGGAGAAGAAGUUUUUCUGUGCUAUCCUUUAAGUCUUCAAGAGGAACCUGAGGAGCCUCGGGGCUCCAGGGACACUGAUGUAGAGUUUUUAGCAAAGUGGGCGCCUUUCUAGUCCACAGCAUUUAAAGAGAGGGAGGAGAACCAUCCUGGAGACUCCAGGCUAUGCAUGUUUAAAGAACUGGUCCCCUUUAUGAGAAUGAGAGCUGAUCCACACCCCGAGUUAAGAGAUCUGAUGUCUGCAGAAUUGCCUGGAGGAGGGGAGUAUGUAAAGAUAAAAUCGGUGUCAUUUCUUUCCUGCUAUCCCUCCCAAACCUUAUGUUUCUGCUUCAUAUUUAAAAAAUAAAACAGACAGCUGUACUGAGCUCAGAUAUGUAUGACCUUUUUGGAAUGAAUAUUGCCUUUAGAAUACCCUUUGAUGAGCUGAGUCGUCCAGUGUAGGCGCGGUUCAGUUUAAUGGCGUUGAUGUUUCGUCUUUGUGCCUUUCUUUUUCUUUUUCCCUUCUCCCCUACCCCUCCUUCCACCCCUCCCCAUUAGAGUAGUAAAGAGAUUUGGGCUAGAUUUGUCUGUAAGACUGAGCUCAAAGGAUGAACACCCAAAGGGUUUAAGGAGAUGUUCCCCGUGGUUUAUCCUCAUGGUAAUAACAACAACAACAAAAAAUGCCGGUUGUCUGUAUUCUUUUAUCACUGUUCCUAACAUUUGUACAUGAUAGCUUUGAUUCUGCAAGUAAAAGUAAAUCAUGUGUUGUGACUGGUGCUUUCAUAUAUUUGUGACAAUUUUUGAGUAAUACUGCAUGAAAAUGUCCCCAUGUUACAUCCAUUCAGUUUUACUAUAAAGUAAAGAAAAAGUUUUACUAUAAAGUUUAGAAAAAGAACGAAAGAGAAAGGAAGCUGGGGAGGAAAAAACUCAGUAUCUUGAAAAUUGAGAUUACUUCAGAGCCUUAGCCAUGCCUAAAAUACCUCCUUAGUUAACAGUGGCGUCAACACCUCUUCAACAUAUUUUCCAGAAUCCAAAGCAUUUUGGUUUGAUCCAGGACCCAGGGCAGCACAGGGAGCGCCAAGCGACAGCGGCAAGGAUUCACCCUGAGUUGGGAAGUGCUUUUAUCGGAGAGUCAGAGCAAAUUCCCUUUUUUCCCUGAAUCACAGAAAUUGUAGAUUGAAAGAAGCCUUUCUGUGCUGUUCUUAACAAGAAAAAACGUGGCCCUUGUUUGUUUAAGUAUCAGGAGAAAUAAACCCACAACUCCAGACCAGACCCACUCUCAGAAUCUGGCUGCUCACGGGCUAGGGAGAAGGGGGCAGCUGCUGCCCCCAGCAGCUCCACCAGAAAGCGUUCUGGCUCUUUUUGCCCCUGAAAUGACCUUUGUUUUUCACCCAGCAAAAUUUUCAAUAGAAUCUUUUCUUUGUUUUUGUUCUCUGCUUUGUUUGUUAGAGUCUUAUUUACAAACUUCCUUGCAGCUUGAGCUCUCUCUUCCCAAGAAAUGAUAUUGAAAGUGAUUUUUCUUUCUGGCUCCAGCCUCCACCAGUAAUGGGAGGUCUGGAAGUCUGUCUCACUUUUUUCUGUGUCAUUCCCAGGCAGGUGUGGGCUCUCUUACAAUUCCUUGUUUGCUUUGAAAUCCUGAAAGACCAUUUCUGAAUUAAUUUUAUUCUCUUUCCAUUCUCUUCCUCCCACUAAAAAAAAAAAGAAAGGAAGGAAAAAAAGAAGAUAAAAAGAUGUAAUAUGCCAAGGACAGAUCUUGAAACAGACUUGAUAAACUUUCUCCUUAGCUCCUUGUAUGGGCAUGAUGGUAAAAGAAUAAAUACAUCCCACUAAAACUCAUGCCUGGGGAGGGGGAAGAGAAUAUUAAGACAUUGUUAAUCGUAUGAAUGCACUCCUAUAACCAGAUAUUUCUGUUCAAACCUUGGGAUUUUGCUACAGUCAGUGGGACACUGAAGAAGAUUUAGAGGAGAAAAACCCUGGCAGAGUAUUUAUUAAACUACAGGAUUGUACCAUUGGCUUAGUAAGACUGUGGAAUCAGCUAAAACCCAACCACAUUUUUAAAAUGUGCGGAAAUACGAAUUGAAUGUGUGGUCACACAAAAACAACUGUGAAUAAAGCACUCUUUGGUGGUGAUUAAGGCGUCAUUAUAAAACCCUGAUGCUUUUCAUAAUCCACACCAUUUACUUUUCUCAGAAGGACUCUAUAUUUUCAUGUAAAGCUAGGUCUUUGGAGAAAUUAAAAUGGAAUUAAAACUUCUAGGAAUACAGCUCUGGUAAUUAAAAGUUAAGGAAGUUCCAAACUGCAUGUGCCCUUGUUUAUCAAAGGAGAAAGAAGGCAGAAAAUACACAGCCCAUCUGAAAUUAAAUUUAAGAAAAAUGUUUAGCUUUUUCAUAACUUCAUGUGCUACAGAAGGGAAUUAUAAUCCCAGAGUUUUUCUAUGAGUUUUGAUUUAUUGGUAUUUUUACUUGUUAAGGGGGAAAUUAUCUUUUGAUUACUUAUGCCUCUAAAGAGUCUUAAUUCUUUUAGAAAUUUAACAAUCAUUUUCACCAGCAUAAUUUUAUCUUAAGGGAUAACUAAUAGGAAAAUUUAGCUUAAUUAUUCAAGGCCCUAAUUUACAUAUAUAAUAUAUUGGGUAGUAAUGAAAAUCUGCCAUGGAAUUCUUUAAACAGUAAUAAUAACGCUCAUAUUUAGAAUGCAAACUCUAUUAAGAAAAAAACCAAUCUUGCCUCAUCCUCAAUAUUAAAUCUGUUUUCUUUUUUUUUUCUUUCCAUUUUAAACCAAGUGCUAUUUAAGUCAGAGCAUGUGAAUAAGUACUUUGAGCUGAGGCUAAUUUUGCUAAUAAUAUUUGAAAGAGAUCGCUCACCAAGGAAAAGUUUUAAACCAUUUCUCCAUGUACUCAUAUUUACAAAAGGAAUUUUGAGAAGCAUGCUGUCUUAAGGGAUUUUUGUACUUUUUUUUUUUAUAUAUAUUUGCUUCUAGCUGCUCCUGGCAAUGGUGAAUUGUUGCGUAUACAUUAAUGUUUUCCCAGCCCUAGAAUUGUUCACAUUUUUCCUAUAUAAGAUCUAUGGAGUGUAUCUUUCAAAGAGAGGGAAAUACAGAAAUGUUAAAGCAGAAAAACCUGAAUGUGAUGUGUACAUUUUCAUCCCCCAUGGACAAUGUAUUUGUUUUAAUAAAUGGAAUUUUCAGAUUCAUUUCA
Molecule: messenger RNA, 3564 nt
Organism: Balaenoptera acutorostrata (minke whale)
Lineage: Eukaryota; Metazoa; Chordata; Mammalia; Artiodactyla; Balaenopteridae
Gene: GNG2
Product: G protein subunit gamma 2
Exons: 5
Coding region: 134-427 (97 amino acids)
Biological process (GO): G protein-coupled receptor signaling pathway
Cellular component (GO): heterotrimeric G-protein complex
Molecular function (GO): G-protein beta-subunit binding
Source: RefSeq, a predicted model, not a curated record